ACCCCGGAAGUUGUUGGUCGGUUUCUCCUGCCAUGUGGAUGCGGAUCUCCUGAAAACCCCCCAGUUUACCCGUCAAGUUUACUUUGGCCCCUGACGACAUUCAGCCCUCCACAUGCGACCGCCUGGACAUCGGUGGGGUGUGUGUGCGUGUCUGUUAGUUCUGCGCGUGCUUCGGGGUGAUGUAUAGCGCCUACCAGGACUGGGAGAAGCUGGAGGAUGAACUCUACCGAGAGGAUGAAUCGGACUCGGAAGGGUCGGAAGCCAACAGUGAGCUGGAGUUCCACCUCUACAGCCAGCUGCACUACUCCUCCAAUGCCGGGAAUAUGGAGGGCCUGCAGGACGGAGAGGAGAGGGAGCUCGACGGAACGGGCCAGGAUGCGCUGCAAGAGGAGGCGCCGGAGAAAACCACAGAUGCUGACAGCGAAGUGGAAAAUACAAAUAAGCCCAAGUCUCCAUCAUCAUCCAUUAACAACAACUUCCGGCAGCAGCGAAAGAAGAAGGUAGAGAAACAGAAGAAUAGGAAGAGUGAACCUACAGGUCCAAAGUUAGUGCCAUCAUUGUUUGAGGAGGUCAUAGUGAUCGACUCCGGCCCUGAUGUCAUUUCCAUCUCCGAGGAUGAUGACGAUGAUGACGAUGACGACGAUGAUGAUGAUGAUGAUGAUGAUGAUGAUCCAGGGAUCUGCGCCUUGAAAGGUCAAAGUUUGAAGCGACUGCAGACUUCCACCCCGACACAGCAGGGAACCAGACAGAGGGAACAAUGUCAUGUGGUGUCCAGCAGUUCAGAUUCUGAUUCAGAGGAGUCAGAAUCUGAUUCAUCUGAUAUGGAUGAUCUGGAGAACUGGAUGAUCCUGGGUCAAGAGAAUCAGGAUGGAGACCAAACCAUUUCACUCAACCUGGAAGGGGGGGUUAGCAGCAACACAGAUGCUGACGAAGAAGAAGGAAGUUGGCUGGUCUUGGACAAAGACAGGCAGGCUCAGAUCUGUAACAAAGACAAGGGUCCAAGGAUAACAGUGUAUCCGGGUUCAAACAGAUACUAUACAGGGAAGAACGUCCGCUGCAGGAACUGCGAGAAGACCGGACAUCUCUCCAAGAACUGUCCCAGCCCCACAAAGGUGCAGCCCUGUUUUCUUUGUGGCACCCAAGGCCACGUGUCCAGUGGAUGUCCCUAUAAACACUGCAACAACUGUGGCCAGCCCGGGCACCUCUUCAGCUCCUGCAGCGAGAGGGCCUACUGGCACAAGCAGUGCCAUCGCUGCAGUAUGACGGGACACUUCUUUGACGCUUGUCCGGAGAUCUGGAGACAGUAUCACGUUACAACUAAAAAUGGGCCUCCUGUAAAGCGGAAGGAAGAAAAGGAGGCUCAGUCACCGGCCUACUGCUACAACUGCUCCAGGAAAGGACACUUUGGGCAUGCGUGUACACAGCAGAGAAUGUUCAGAGGCGUUUAUCCCGUAACUCCAUUUAUCCACCACUACGACACUCUGAAGGAAAUUGACCGGCGACAAAAUAGGCUCAGGAUGAAGGUUCAAGAAAUGAAAAGGAAUGGCUAUUUCACCACUCUUUCUCAGACCCCUCUCACCCCUGAACUACCAAAGAAGAAACAGAAAAUCGGCCAUCAAAAAAGCAACCACCAGCCUAAACAUACGCCUCAACUAUUUCGAAACAACAAAGCCAAUUCCAGCCACGUCUUUUUCGAUGACCAAAGCGAAACGCCCAAAACAAAGAAAUUCAGACAACAGGAAUUUGUUGGCAAUGUGAAACCAUGGAAACCUAAGAGACCUGUGCCCAUCUCGAGGAACUCGGCCCCAGCAGCUAAACUGAUUGUGGAUGAAGCCGACGACUUUCCCAGAGGGGGAGGGUCCGAGAAAAGGCCAGAGAAGAAGAAGAACAGGAAAAAGAAGAGAAAGAAUGAAACAUCUUUAUCUCUACCAGAGGGACACAAAGAAAGAGGGCCAGGCAGUCCUCUUCAAAAGAAGAGGUGGAAGCUGGCGUCAAAGAAACAGAAAGAGGACAACAAGAAAACUGGCAAAAAAAAACCUGCCUACAAAAAACUUGGCACACAGAUGUACCCAUCUGAUGAAAAUCUGUUCCUUAUCAAACAGCGGAAACGCAGUAGAUAGCAUCCGUUUGUCAACGUGUGCCGAGCACAGCUGGCGUGGAUCAAGAUAUCGAGGGACAUUUUGUUCACUCAGGUUUUACAGCAGGAGAGGAGAAGUCAUCUUUGUGGCUUUGGAGCCUUUUAUUUGACUGUUUCACUAUUAUCAUUAAAAUAAAAGAUGAGCUUGUUUAGUUUCAUAGCCCAGUGUUUUUUCUCAUGUUGGCUCACGUUUACACACUUAGAAGAGUGACAUUAAGAGUUGAUGAAUUAAUUAGUUAUAUAAAACCUGUUUUUCAAUUCCCAAGAGUUCAAUUGUUAAAAUUGAUCAGUAGUUCUUAUUCAAACCACCCAAUGACCAGAAGUUACUGUUAAUAUUGUAAUGAUCAUUAAAAUAAUAAAAGAGUAUGUGUAAUCAGGUACUUAAUCUUUUAUUUGGCUGACAUUUUCAUCACCAUCAGAAUUCUCUGAAACAGAAUUCUGGUUUUUACUUAUUGUCUUUAAACAUCAGCUAUUUAAAUUUUGUACUACACAUGUUUUUUUUUUUUUAAUUACAGAAACUGUAAAACCUGAUAUGGUCGAGUGGGAAACAGUUGAAUGAUGACCAGUUGUCCAAGCUAACUGGGAAAAUAAAACUUGAAUC
Molecule: messenger RNA, 2738 nt
Organism: Cololabis saira (Pacific saury)
Lineage: Eukaryota; Metazoa; Chordata; Actinopteri; Beloniformes; Belonidae
Gene: zcchc7
Product: zinc finger, CCHC domain containing 7
Exons: 10
Coding region: 180-2120 (646 amino acids)
Molecular function (GO): zinc ion binding; nucleic acid binding
Source: RefSeq, a predicted model, not a curated record